Musca vetustissima is the source of this 2109-nucleotide messenger RNA. RefSeq names its product endothelin-converting enzyme 1-like. Lineage: Eukaryota; Metazoa; Arthropoda; Insecta; Diptera; Muscidae. Gene Ontology annotation, cellular component: plasma membrane. Gene Ontology annotation, biological process: protein processing. Bases 1 to 2109 code for a protein of 702 amino acids. Gene Ontology annotation, molecular function: metalloendopeptidase activity. The transcript is spliced from 2 exons. The record is from RefSeq and is a predicted model, not a curated record.
AUGUUUGAUGAACUUAAUAAAGAUUUCGAUAGGAGGCUUAUUGAACUUCUCAAUAAUGAAGAGGUGGGGAACUGGACGGAUGCGGAGCGUAAAAUAAAAACAUUUUAUUCUUCAUGUGUGAAUUCAGCAACGGGUGCAACGAGUUUAUAUAUCAAAGAAAAAUUUAAAGAAAUUUCAAGUGAAUUUGGUUUGUUCCCCUAUCACUCAAAAUUUCUCAGUGAAAGGAAAGAGCAAGAAUUCGAUUGGCUGAAGACAGUGGCCAAAAUUUCCCACACCUAUGGCUUUAAUAUUAUUUUUGGGUUUUCCGUAAAACCCGAUGCCAAAGAUCAUACCUCGCACAAUUUAAUUUUAGGCGGUGAGAAAUUUCAACUCCACCACCACCAACGUUUGAGACAUGAAUAUGAAGAAAUUCUAAAAUAUAUAAAUUUCCAUCCCGAGACUGCAAAUGGUGUUGCAUGGCAAAUUAUUGAUUUUGAAUCAUCACUACUGCAAGCAAAUCAUUAUGGAGCCCAAAGUCCAGUCAGCGGUUCUGUGGACAGUAUUCACAAUAAAUAUUUCCCCCAAAUGGAUAUUAAAAGGUUCCUGAACAUCUCUUUUGGUUAUGUACCUGCCGGAAUUGUAUGGCUUGAAAAUCCCGGAUAUUUGGAUAAUCUAAUAAAAACUUUAAAAUUCACACCCAAAAAGUUGGUGAUGAACUACAUCGUUACAAAAUUACUUCAUCAUUUCUGGUUGGACUUGGGACAUCAACACCUUGGUCAAAUGGAAUUAUGUGUCAAGGUGGCAAAAGAGAAAUUUCCACACAUUCUAAGUCAAAUGUUUAUCAAAUCCAAUACUGAGAUAGAAGAAAAAAUAAAAGGCAUUGAACGAUUAUGGGCUCAGUUAAAAUCAUCUUUACAAAGGAUAUUGGAAUCUAAGAGACCCACAUGGUUUGAUGUAAACACUCGACAAAUGGCAACAGACAAGUUGCACUCAAUGACCAUACAGGUGGCCACAUAUGAACAUCACAAUUUUGAAAACGAAUAUCGCUGGCAGUCAUUUAACCCAAACGAUUAUAUAGAGAACUUAAGGACUCUUCGCUCAUUUGAAGCUUUCAGGAAACGCCAGCUAUUAUACCAAAAACCCCAACACGAACACGUUUCAUUGGAUCUGAGGACCCCUGUGUAUGUGAUAUCUUCAAACUCAAUUAUUGUACCAGUUUCAAUUCUUAACUCCCAAUUCUUGUGGUCAUCUUCGAAUCCGAAUGUGAUGAACCUGGCCCAUUUGGGAUUUUGCAUAGCUCACGAAAUUAUGCAUGCCUUCAGUGGCGAAGGUCGUAACUACAAUCAAGAGGGUAAUUUUUACAAAUAUUGGAAUACGUUUGCUGAACACAAAUACAACGAGUUGGAGUCUUGUCUAGUCGAACAGUAUGGAAAUUACACGGGAAAACCCAGCUUUCUAUCAAAACUCCACAAACCAGAUCAUAAACAAGAUGAGAAUGUCGCAGACAAUGCAGGUAUUGUAUUGGCCUAUGAGACGUUCAAGAAGGACAGCAAUUAUGAAUUGGAUGUGGCUUUUAAAUAUACGCAUGAUCAAUUGUUUUUUAUUAACUAUGCUCAAUUGUGGUGUGCGGAUACUUGGCAAAAGGAAAAUAUGGAGGGUAUUGUAGCAUCCGGUCGCCAUGCUCACGAUGAAUUACGGGUGUUAGUACCGCUCCAGAAUUUUGAUGAAUUUUCCAAAGUAUUUAAAUGUUCCAAAGGUAGUGCUAUGAAUCCUUAUCAUAAAUUGUGCCUCGACUGGCUUGUAACUUCUCGAACAUGGAUGGUUCAAGUAAAUCUUCGCCUAAAUGACAGAGCUUUAUACACAAAUGAGUUUCCUGCCUGGCAAAUACCACCGUUUUGUUUUCCCAUCAGUCCGCAACUGUUCUUAACGGGAUGUCUUCAAGUGCAUAGUUUGGGCCAUCACAACUUCAACACCCUGCAUGCUUGCGGUAAUGUCACCAUCAAUGUCAUAACAUUUAACCUUAUCAAUUGGCCAAUUGGUUGCGUGGAUGUUGGUAGUUCGGGUGUGCAAUUGGUGGAACCGAAUCAUGAUGUGUUUAAGGUAAUUGAGGAAAAUAGUCCAGGUGUUUAG